AUGCGACGGGAUGAUACAGGCAGAUGUGUAGCAAGGCUGCCAUUCAAGGAAGAGAAUCAGUUAGGCGAUUCGUACGCGAGCGCGUUGCGAGGAUUUCAUGCGUUGCGAGGAUUUCACGCGUUAAAGCGGUUAUUGUCGGGCGAGCCGGAAAUUAGAAAUGAAUACAUUAAAUUCUUAUCCGAAUAUGAAGAACUAGGUCACAUGACAAGGAUAGAAGGGGGACCCCACGAAGAUACAUUCUAUUUAUCGCAUCAUGCUGUAUUAAAGCAUACUAGUCUUACGACCAAAUUGCGAGUAGUGUUCGACGCGUCGGCAAAAACCAGCAACGGGAAAUCUUUGAAUAAAGUAUUAAUGGUUGGUCCGACCAUACAGGAGGAUCUGUUUACACUUUUAGUAAGAUUUAGAUCACGCGCUAUCGCUAUUACCGCGGACAUCGCGAAGAUGUAUCGGCAGAUAAUAAUGRAYCCGCGCGAUCGCAAAUACCAAACUAUACUUUGGCGUCGACAGGAAAAUGAGUCCGUGAAAGCAUAUAGAUUAAAUACAGUAACUUAUGGAACCGCCUCCGCGUCGUUCUUAGCAACGCGUUCUUACCAACUCGCGAGCGACGAAAUUCACCGAUUCCCGAGAGCCUUAAAGAGGAUUUCUAUGUAG
Molecule: messenger RNA, 651 nt
Organism: Polistes canadensis
Lineage: Eukaryota; Metazoa; Arthropoda; Insecta; Hymenoptera; Vespidae
Exons: 1
Coding region: 1-651 (216 amino acids)
Source: RefSeq, a predicted model, not a curated record